Molecule: messenger RNA, 519 nt
Organism: Triticum turgidum subsp. durum (durum wheat)
Lineage: Eukaryota; Viridiplantae; Streptophyta; Magnoliopsida; Poales; Poaceae
Source: the annotation of a GenBank genome assembly
AUGGCUUCCAAGCUUCAGCUCCUGUCCUUCAUUGCCACCAGAGUUGUUAUUGCUUCACUCUUCCACCCUUGUGCAUCCAUUGAGAUCCACCAUGAGCUCUCCGGCUGGUCCGAUGGCAUCGCUACUUGGUAUGGUGACGCCAAUGGCGCGGGAAGUGAAGGUGGCGCUUGCGGGUACCAGUAUGCUGUCGACCAGCCGCCGUUCUCAUCCAUGAUUGCCGCUGGCGGCCCUGUCAUAUACGACUCUGGCGAUGGCUGUGGCGCGUGCUACCGGGUGGUCUGCGGUGGCAAUCAAGCUUGCUCUGGUAUUCCGGUGACCGUCGUCAUCACAGACCAGGGCCCUGGUGGCGGCCCAUGCCUGAGCGGGUUAGUCGAUGGACAGUGCCAGAAUGAGGCAGCGCACUUCGACAUGAGCGGGACAGCAUUCGGCGCCAUGGCGAAACCUGGCCAAGCUGACCAGCUCCGCGGCGCUGGCCUCAUCCAAAUCCAGUACACCCGCAUUUGUGUCUGUGCAGCGUGA